This is a messenger RNA of Peniophora sp. CBMAI 1063, 1029 nucleotides long. The record is from the annotation of a GenBank genome assembly. NCBI's taxonomy places the organism in Eukaryota, Fungi, Basidiomycota, Agaricomycetes, Russulales, Peniophoraceae.
AUGUUGGCGCACCUCCACCGCCCGUGCGUACGGAGUUAUACGUACCGACUCUUCAAUACUUCCAGUCACCGACUCCAUGAAAACCCACUUGGUCUUCCGCGCAAUACAGACCGGCCCGCGCCGUCCAUUCCUCGCCGAGGCGGACUUCCGGCCAAACGUGGCAUACCACAUGUGAAGCGUGUCGUACUGGUUGCAAGUGGUAAGGGUGGUGUGGGAAAGAGUACUGUAGCUGUGAAUCUUGCAUUCGCGCUUGCCAUGCGUACAGGGAGGCCAAGAAUCGGAGUACUGGACCUAGACGUGUUUGGGCCAAGUAUACCGAAGCUGAUGGGCCUCGACGGUGACGGCGCGGAAGAACCACUGCUUACACCUGCCGGCGCGCUUGUCCCGCCGACGAAUCACGGUCUACCCUGCAUGUCAAUGGGGUUCCUUCUUGGUCCUGGGCGCGAGAGCGAAGAUAAAGCGGUCGUGUGGCGCGGCCUGAUGGUGCAGAAGGCCGUUCAGCAGUUGCUCUUCGACGUUGACUGGCGCGCACCGCUGUCACUCGAACGACCGAACGAAACAAAUGGACCCGGUUUGGACGUGUUGGUUAUCGAUAUGCCGCCUGGGACUGGCGAUGUACCGCUCACGGUCGGACAACUGGUGAAUGUCGACGGUGCUGUUGUUGUCAGUACCCCGCAGGACGUGGCGCUUGCGGAUGUGAGGAAAGGGAUUGCUAUGUUCCGCAAAGUCGGCGUACCGAUUACUGGCCUGGUACUGAAUCAAUCGCACUUCUUCUGCCCAUCCUGUGACACUCCGCAUGAACUCUACGGUUCUGCGGAGCGCUUCACAGCGGUCUCGGACCAGCUGGGCGUUGACAUGCUCGGACAACUACCGCUCGUACCAGGCGUUAGCGCGAGUGGCGAUGGUGGCCAACCGUAUGCGCUGAUAGGCGGUGGUGCCGCGGAGGGCAAGGGCGCAGAGAUGUGGAAGAGCGAAAUGGAGAAGGUCGCUGACGCUCUAUGGAAGUCUUUGAAGUUCGAGACACCAUAG